AUGGCGGAUGAAAAUAUUAGCCUGUACGAUUUGUUAAACUUGUCUAUCAGUUCUCCGAGGCAGGGAUUGGUGAACUUUAGGGCCAUGUACACGCUUCUCCACAGCAUUCUGAGGCAGCUGGGAAUCCGCGACAUCACCGUGAGUUUCAGUGACACCAGCCCGGGGGAGAGCACCCUAGAGCCGCAGACAGAGGAGGGUGAGCCCCGGAGCCGGACUGGAGAACCGCGGGAGACCGACCCCCCCGAGACUGGACAAGGAACCACCCAGGAGAGUGUGGGCAACGAUAAACAUUUUUUGGAGCUGAUUCAGAGGAUAGAGAAACAGACAGAUCAACUUCAAGACAAUGUGAGGGAACUGCGCCACCAACAGGAUAAGGCUUCUGCAGCUCAGUCUCAGUGGGUGAAAACCCUGGAAAGUCACGGCCAAAGAGUGGACGCUCUGGAGGAGGCUGUGAGGGUUCCAGAGGAGGACGAGCGCUACGUGACCUGGGAAGCCAUGAAGUCUGCCCUCAUCACAGAGAGGCAGAACUUACAAAAGGGCCUCAUUCAGACCAUGAAAGAUGAAGAUAUGAUCACAACAGAACCAAACACUUCAGAUGUUUCUCCUUCAUCUAAAACUCAAACCAAAGAGUCCAGAACGGAGACAGAGGCCAAAGAUGACCCGGGCCCUGGCUCAGCCCGGGUCCGGACCCUGACGCAGAAGGCCUGUGGAAGCUUCAUGUACCAGGAGACAGUGGAGGCGCUCAAAAACAUCGGCCGCCUGAAACAGCGCUGUGACGGACUGGAGGAGCGGCUCUGUUCCCUGGACCUGGAGAGGAGCCGGGAGAGACAGGAGCUGCUCCGGUUACGAGACCUGCUCCACAACACAGGUUCUGAUGAGGCGUUUGAUGCCAUGAAGGAGGAGCUGGAUGAGCAGAGAGCGUUGGUCCAAAGCCUCCUGAGUGAGAGGGACAAGAGCGCUCAGCUGGUGAGCGGGGUGCAGAAGACCAUCCUCCAACUUCAGACAGAGUGUGAGAAACUGCAUGAGACCACACGAUGUCUGCACGAAGACAACCAGCAGAAGCAGGCGCACAUCGAGGAACUGUACAAGAUGACAGAGGAGCUGGAGGAGAAGAAAGCCAACAAAAAUAUAGUAGAAACUGAAAUCCGUGCAGAUAAGAGCGUGUUGGACAGUAAAGUGAGCCGUGUGCAGUUUGACUCUGUGACAGAGCAGCUCAGUAACAUGUUUAACGACCUCCUGACCAAAGUGACCGACCGUGAGCAGGACUGGAGCAAACUCAUGGAGAAGCUGUCCACAGAGAUGGACCGUAAGUUAAACCGCAUUGAGCUGGACUCUAUGAAGAAGCAGCUGGAGGAUCGGUGGAAAACCAUCCAGGAACGAAUGAAGAACGAGGGGGCGCUAGAGCAGGACGACGCUGCAGGGAUCCGGAAGCAGCUUGUGGAGAGGUUCCACUGUUUGUCCUGUGACCGCCCUGUGGUCAAACACACUCCUGGACCACAGUUGCUGACGCUGCCGGCCUCUCCCAGUUUCCAGCCGCACAGAUCCCUGAGGCCCUUCACUGUAUACAUGCUGGAGCAGAUCAGACAGCACUGCAGGAGUGAGCGUGUGGUGGAGGUAGCAGACUACAGCCUGUACUCGGUCUCUCGCAGUUGCGGAGGCAGCCACACGGUGACGUCCUUUAACCAGAGGCAACGCAGCACAGUGCAGCAUAGCUCCCAGCAGAGCCGCCUGCUGGCCCAGAUCGACGACACAUUCGGACAGUCUGUGGAAGUUGACAUUUUGGGAGUGGACGGUAACAUUUACAAAGGACGCCUGAACGCAACACCAAGCAAAAAUAUGGAAACCAAACUCCCAACCAUUGCCUCCAAAGACGGAUCCUACAGGAGCAGAGGCCGACCCCGGAGCUCCCCUUCCCCCAGAGAGAGUGCACCGAGCUCGGGUCUGCAGCGCCCCAGCCCCCCCUCAGGUAUGAUCACACAUGGAUACAGGAAGGGAAGUCCUCCUGGUUAA
Molecule: messenger RNA, 2010 nt
Organism: Periophthalmus magnuspinnatus
Lineage: Eukaryota; Metazoa; Chordata; Actinopteri; Gobiiformes; Gobiidae
Product: glutamine-rich protein 2
Exons: 16
Coding region: 1-2010 (669 amino acids)
Source: RefSeq, a predicted model, not a curated record